AUGCCCCUGCCCGCGGAGACAAGCUCUAUCAAAAUUGUAUCGCGGCGUCUAUCACAACCGUGCCGGGCCCAGUUGCGGCAUCACAGCCUGUUGUUGGGCCUGAGGCGCGCGGCGCCGACCAUGUCCGCGGCUACCGAACCACACGCAUCUGCCCAAACACGACGUCUUUCUUCGACGACGACUACGACGACAAAAUCGACGGCAGCGCCCCCGGCGAACCCGCAAGGCACUGCUGGGAGGUUCAGCUACAGCAUCGCCGCCUCGUACAUAGCGAAGGACCGGCCCUUCGACCCCUCUACCCACGUCUUCCACUUCAACCCCUACAACCGGGUGCAGCAGCCGCGGCAGCAGCCGCGCAACAACAAGGCCUCGCGGCCCGACUCCGGCCAGGACGCUUUCUUCGUGAGCCGCCUCGGCCAGGUCGGCAGCGGCGUGGCGCUCGGCGUCGCCGACGGCGUCGGUGGGUGGAUGGACAGCGGCGUCGACCCGGCCGACUUCUCGCACAGCCUCUGCGACUACGCCGCCGCGGAGGCCUACGGACACAACGGCGGGGUUGCGGGGCCCGGCGGGUCGGCGGGCACGGGCACGGCCCUGACGGCGCGCCAGCUCAUGCAGAGGGGCUACGAGGCGGUGUGCUCGGACCCAGCGAUCCCGGCCGGCGGCAGCACGGCGGUGGUGGGCCUGCUGGGCGACGACGGCACGCUCGAGGUGGCCAACCUGGGCGACAGCGGCUUCAUCCACCUGCGCCUGAACGGGGUGCACGCGCACAGCGCGCCGCAGACGCACGCCUUCAACACGCCCUUCCAGCUGUCCGUGAUCCCGCCCAGCGUGAUGCAGCGCGUCGCCGCCUUCGGCGGCGCCCAGCUGAGCGACCUCCCGCGCGACGCCGAGGUGUCGCGCCACACCCUGCGCCACGGCGACGUCCUCGUCCUCGCCACCGACGGGCUGUGGGACAACCUCUUCAACCAGGACAUACUCCGCAUCGUCAGCCGCACCAUGACCCGCGCCGGCGCGUGGACCGCCACCGACGCCGGCAUCGAGGUCGCAGCGGACCUGGGGCCCCUCACCCGCCUCGACGGCGCCGCCCCGCCGACCAGCGACGCCGGCCACCUUCACCACCAUCACCAUCACCACCACCACGCCCCCCACCGCCAGAAGCGGCAGGGACCGCCCGUCACCCUGCAGGGCCUGCUCGCGACGGGCCUCGUCGGCGCGGCCAAGGCAGCGAGCGUCAACACAAAGGUCGACGGGCCGUUCGCCAAGGAGGUCAAGAAGUACUACCCGCUGGAGAACUGGCGUGGCGGCAAGGUGGAUGACAUAUGCGUCAUCGUCGUCGUCGUCUCCGAGACCCAGGACCGGCCCGCCAAGGCUAGAUUGUGA
Phialemonium atrogriseum is the source of this 1380-nucleotide messenger RNA. Its product is annotated as 5-azacytidine resistance protein azr1. NCBI's taxonomy places the organism in Eukaryota, Fungi, Ascomycota, Sordariomycetes, Cephalothecales, Cephalothecaceae. The record is from RefSeq and is a predicted model, not a curated record. The transcript has 2 exons. Gene Ontology annotation, biological process: protein dephosphorylation. Gene Ontology annotation, molecular function: protein serine/threonine phosphatase activity. Bases 1 to 1380 code for a protein of 459 amino acids.